This is a messenger RNA of Branchiostoma belcheri (Belcher's lancelet), 2686 nucleotides long. RefSeq names its product protein arginine N-methyltransferase 3-like. Gene Ontology annotation, cellular component: nucleus. The coding region runs from base 242 to 1876 and encodes 544 amino acids. Gene Ontology annotation, molecular function: protein-arginine N-methyltransferase activity. The transcript is spliced from 15 exons. The record is from RefSeq and is a predicted model, not a curated record. NCBI's taxonomy places the organism in Eukaryota, Metazoa, Chordata, Leptocardii, Amphioxiformes, Branchiostomatidae. Gene Ontology annotation, biological process: peptidyl-arginine methylation.
GUUACUGGAGUGAGAGGCCAUGUGCUGAUCACUGAUCACCGAUAUUGCGAAAUUUGUGUAUCGAUUAACCGGCUAUAUAUUGACCAGCUGGUGAUCGGUUAGCCGAUUUUACUUUUGGGUUACAUUGUGAUGCAGUUUUUUUAAUAAUCUGUGCAGAGCAUAGCUGAAGUAGCUGUGAAAAUUGCUUGUUUCAGACGCAGUGCAGUGUACUUUAAUAGAAAAAGUGUCAAAUACAUGAAACAUGGCAGACUCUGGUGACAGUAAGGGGGCAACUUCUGAAUCAGCAGCUGCUGAAUCAGAUGCUAUGGACUGUCCCAGCCUGGAGGGUUCCGAUGAUUCUGACUGGGAGGAAUGUGACGAUGAUGUUGACCAAUCAGACGGCAUCGUUCUCUGCUUGUUCUGCAAGGAUGAACUCCUGUCAGCUGAGGAGGUGUUUCAGCACUGCAGAACAGAACAUCAGUUUGACGUACAAAAAUUUGUAGUCAAAAAUAACUUGGACAUGUAUGGGUACAUAAAGUUCAUCAACUACAUUCGCAGUAAGAACACCUCUCCCACAGACCUCAGUGAUUCUUCCCCAGACACAGAGGCACCAUGGAACAGUGAUCAGUACUUAAAACCAGUCCUACAAGAUGACCCCCUCCUCUUCUAUGAUGUGGAGGAGUGGACUGCUCAGUGUCCCGUUGCCAUGGAGACAGAGGACAGUGACGUCACCCUGCCAGCACAGCAGUACAGAGCUCUGCUGGACAGACUCCGACAGGCUGAGGCCAGGUCAGAGGUCACCGAGGGGCAGCUGCAUGAUGCACUGAAGGACAUCGAUCGUCUCAGACAAACAGCAAAGACCUUCAUCCUGUCAGACCAGGCCAGGGACCAUCAUGCCUUGCACCCUUCCCAUGGUGCAGUUGCACAGUUGCGGGAAGAUGAAGAUGAGGCUUACUUCAGUUCCUACUCGCACUUCAGUAUCCACUUAGACAUGCUACAGGACAAAGUGCGGACAGAAAGCUACAGGGAUUUCAUCAUGACCAACCAGCAUCUUUUCAAAGACAAGGUGGUUCUGGAUGUUGGAUGUGGAACAGGUAUUCUCUCUAUGUUUGCUGCCAAAGCUGGAGCUAGUCAGGUGAUCGCUGUGGACCAAUCAGAGAUCAUCUACAAAGCCAUGGACAUUGUCAGGGAAAACCAACUAGAUGAUGUCAUCAAGCUAAUAAAAGGUCGUGUAGAGGACAUCCAACUCCCAGUUGAGAAGGUUGAUGUGAUUAUCUCAGAGUGGAUGGGUUAUUUCCUGUUGUUUGAGUCCAUGUUGGACACAGUGCUGUAUGCUCGGGAUCGCUGGCUAGGUCCUGGCGGUGCAGUUUACCCUGACAGAUGCACUCUCAGUCUGGUUGCCAUUUGUAACGCAAAGAUGCACAGCAACCGAGUUGCAUUCUGGGACGACGUUUACAGCUUCAAGAUGACCUGUAUGAGGUCAGAGGUCACCAGGGAGGGGUCAGUUGAGGAGAUUGACCCAAAAACGGUGAUGUCAGAGCCUUCUCUCAUCAAGAUGGUGGACUGCUGUUUAGUGUCAGUAGCUGAGCUGGAUUUUACAGCAGACUUCAGUUUAAAGGCCACAAGAGAUGGGACAUGUACGGGAAUUGGUGGCUACUUUGACAUCAUGUUUGAGAAAAACUGCAGCAAUAAGGUGUACUUCUCCACUGCUCCUAACUGUAAACAAACACACUGGAAACAAACUCUGUUUCUUCUGGAGAAGCCAGUGGAACUCAAACAAGGGGACCUACUCAGUGGAAAGAUCUCUGUAAAGAAGAACAAGAAAGACCCAAGAGCUCUUGUUGUUAGAAUAGAAAUCACGAACACUGGUCAAGUGUUAGAUUUUCAGUUGCAAUAACACUUUGUCCUUUGUGGAAGCUAUGAUGGUAGCUGCUGAAGUUUCGUUAUCAACAAGACUUAUGUUUUUCACCUAUUUUCAUUACUGUUCAACUUAUUUAGGUAAUGAGGUGGAAACUUCCUUGAUUUAGCCCUGUAAAUGGGCAUAUAAGAACAAAAAGUGCAAAUGAAGGACAUCACGUCAUGUACUUUUAAUGCCACUCACAAGAAAGCUAUCCAAUGGCAUACAUUAAUCAUCAUGAUUUGAUUUCUAAUCUAAUCUGUAGAAUUCUAUUAAUUUAUCGUAGCUAGUAUUCAAAUCAUUGUCACCAAUUGUGGUAGAAAUACUUAGUGGCAAAGUACUCUAAUUUGUCUGGUAAUAAAGAAUAAGAUCAGUUAUUUGUCCUUUUUAUGUGAUUGACGUUCUUAUUUAUGCUUUGUUUCAAGAUUUGCAUGUAGAGUCCGACAUUCUUUACUAUUCUUCCUGUCUGCAUGUAAACCAUUUGACUGGGUCUACAUUAUAUUUCAUAAUUGUUAUACAACUAUGAGUAAUGAAGAAAUGACAGUAAUCCGUAUUCGGUGUAGCCAACUACAUGCAAUUUAAUGACAUGAGCUGUACAGUCAUCCAUACACUGUUUACAAAAAUAAUCAUUUCUAGGCUAAAAACCAUCGUAAUUUUUCUUGUACUAUAGGUGAACAAAAAUUCAGCAGCCAUGCCAAAACAACAGCUUUUUCUACAUCUCAGAAGUCAACUUCAUUCUUUCUUAACAGGUAACUUAUAAAAAUGCAUCAAACAUAGGCAAAUGAAGCGUAUUGUAACAUGAUACUUGUG